Messenger RNA from Polyodon spathula (Mississippi paddlefish), 1491 nucleotides. RefSeq names its product S100P-binding protein-like. Gene Ontology annotation, cellular component: nucleus; cytosol. Bases 190 to 681 code for a protein of 163 amino acids. NCBI's taxonomy places the organism in Eukaryota, Metazoa, Chordata, Actinopteri, Acipenseriformes, Polyodontidae. Gene Ontology annotation, molecular function: calcium-dependent protein binding. The transcript is spliced from 4 exons. The record is from RefSeq and is a predicted model, not a curated record.
CAAUAUAAUUAUUUUCUUUGGGCGUAGCGAUCACGGAAUAUAAUAAGGAAGGAAAUGCUGGUGGCGUUUGCCUUUUAUCAAUGUUGUAACAACACUACUGUUCAGAUUAUAUAUGUAACGCAAGCCCCACCUGUCAAAAUGACCCCUUUCUAGUUACCAUUCAUCUAACACGCAUUCUGCUGAGGUAGAAUGCUUUGUUCCAUUUCUUACUUAUGCCUUUCGAUUUGUCAGGUAAGAACAGUGGUUGUGGUUCCAGAAAAAAGAAAAGCUUAUGCUGAAAAGGCUGGGAAAAAAGAAGAAACAGUGGGCAUCAUUGAUCCAUUUUUUAGAAAAGAAAGGGAGGUAAUGUUUAAAGACACAGAGCUGGAACGGCAGAAGGAAAUGUACUUGCAGUGUGUAUCGGGCCACAUUACAGAUCAUGAUGAACAGAACCAAGGUGUGAUGAAUGAGUUGCUAAGCUUGAUGAACACAGUGGCUCAGCAGGAGGGUAGAAUAACUCGCAGGCAGUGGCAGCAUCCCUCGGAUCUUACGGCAAGAAACUACUCCAGUGGCACUGACAGGCUAGCUAAUAAAAUCAGUCUCCAGGACUGGCAAAGCAAGAACAGGAAAUACUUUCGGCGGUUUGCUUCCAUUCCAGACAAGUUUCAACGUAGCCAAGUUCCUCAAACAACGGCACUUUGAAUCAGCUGUGUGGUUUUUUUCAUGUAUGGAUUGUUUUAUUUACUUUUUUUUUUUUUAAUGUAAUUUAAAUUUAAAUGUAAAGUUUUGUAUGAUUUUAUUUUUGAUGUCAGAUAUAUGAAAAUCGCAGUUCUUCAUUCCUGACUAUAGAGAAGGAUCCACCAUUAUUAAUGCAAAAUGACUACUACUGUAUCAUGCAAGUAUAAUGCCAGUGACGUUGGGUAAGGAACCUUUAGUUAAGGGAUGUGAUAAGUUUGCAAACCUGCACGUGCAGUACUUUGAAAGUCAGCUAUUCAGUAAGGAAAUGUACUGCAUGAGCUAACGUUUUAAAUUGUUCAGUUAUUUCAAUAUGGUAGUAACUGAGGACGUUCUCCCUCCCUGAUUUUUUGAAGAUAAUUAAUUCAUUCAAGUUUGAAGUUGAGAAGCUAUGCAUAAGGACUUGCAUUUAUUCUCUUGUUAAUGAUAUUGCAAGUUUGAAAAUAAAUACAUGUUAUGAAGUCCAUGCGAUUACUAACACGCUUGCCAUUUAAAUGAUGUUAAAGACCCUGAGUGAUACAUUUGAUUACAAGAUUCAUGACCUUCAAAAGUUCAGAUGACUUUUCGAUCUUUCUUUAUUCCUAUUGUAUCGUCCCAUGUAAAUGAAUCUGCAGAGUUAUUCAACUUGUUUAUUCAUAAAUUGAAGCACUUUUUUUAUUUUAGUUUUUAUUGUGGACCAAAUUGUCCCAGUUUUUGUUUUUCAAUUGUGUUUAAAUUUAUAAAAUAAGAGUCGCAUAAUUACAGAAAUGUACACUUUUAAAAUAGUGUGUUUUUUGU